AAUGUACUCGGAAGCCUUCGACUCUGGCUAACCAAAAUCGGAGUUACUCGGCUAUCUCCGAACCUAAGACUGAGGCGCUGAGGCGCUUGGGUGUUUGGGGGCCCGAUCCGGGACCGGAAGUGCGUGGGCUGCCGGACUGGCGCUGCUUAGGGUUUUCAGGAAACAUGGAAGCGGCGGCGACAGUUGGAGUUUAAGCACUUUGUGACGGUCUCCAGGUGCCCUGUGAGAGGAAAGGGGAGGAUGCCAGUGGAAUCAUCUUCCUCUUCGAUGCCACUACCCUUCCCUACUCCUUUACCCUCGGUACCAGACAGUGUUACUAACUCUUCCCCUCCUCCAAUGUCUUACAUCACUUCCCAAGAGAUGAAGUGUAUUCUUCACUGGUUUGCCAGUUGGUCAGGUCCCCAGCGUGAACGUUUCCUACAGGACCUGGUAGCUAAGGCAGUGCCGGGAAAAUUACAGCCACUGCUGGAAGGCCUGGAGCAGCUUAGUGUGUCUGGAACAAACCGACCACCUUGUAUCUUUGAAUGUCAACUACGUCUUUGGGAUCAGUGGUUUCGAGGUUGGGCUGAGCAGGAGCGCAAUGAAUUUGUCAGGCAGCUGGAGGUCAGUGAGCCAGACUUUGUGGCAAAAUUUUACCAAGCAGUGGCUGCUACAGCUGGUAAAGACUGAUGGGCAUUAAAAUCAAAGAAGAUAAUCAUCUCUGAUGGAGCCACAACUUUACAGUGGAACUUCAAAUGUGUCACUUAAUGGUCUAGGGAUGGUGUCUUGAUGAGCUGACUGAACAUGUUGACUAGGACAGGCUUGGCUAUUUCAGUGUUAAUAGCCUGUCAACUGGAUUCCCAGCAGAAAUGUUUUCAAUCUAAGUAAAUCCAGAUCAGUGGGCCUCCUAGCUUGCAUCUUUCUGCAUGUCAAACCCUCAAGAAUUCAAUGGCUUCUUUUGGGAGUAUAACCAAAAGGAACCUAUACAUUAUAACCCAAGCCUAUUGCUGGCCCAUGAGGCUAUAAAGUAGGUCUUCUUGCUCCAGAAACAGGAGAGAAGGACCAUAAAAGGUCAUGUUUUUAUAUAAAGGGAUUCAGGUGGCUGAUUUUUACCACUCUUACCAGGUUCUGGCAUAAUUAUGUGACAUCCCAACUGUUAGUCUUCCUAGUGAUGAUUUUGUAAGAUUAUGGGAAAGCCAGGAGAGGGAGAUAAUUACUCCUUCCAUGCUAAUGUUUGUUUGAAUCCAAAUAGCCAUGGCUUUUUCUAAAGCAUAUGUGUUAUCCUUGGAGCUGGUAACAGAUACCUGUCCUUUAAGUUUGCUCUUCAAUAUGAAAACAAGUGACAAUUUUUACAGGUUGAAGUGUUUAUUUUUUGUAUCGAAAUAAAGAAUCUUCAGAACCAUAA
Molecule: messenger RNA, 1384 nt
Organism: Hyaena hyaena (striped hyena)
Lineage: Eukaryota; Metazoa; Chordata; Mammalia; Carnivora; Hyaenidae
Gene: CUNH14orf119
Product: chromosome unknown C14orf119 homolog
Exons: 2
Coding region: 241-669 (142 amino acids)
Source: RefSeq, a predicted model, not a curated record